This is a messenger RNA of Thamnophis sirtalis, 1564 nucleotides long. Lineage: Eukaryota; Metazoa; Chordata; Lepidosauria; Squamata; Natricidae. The record is from RefSeq and is a predicted model, not a curated record.
AGCGAUAGGCGGGGCUCCCGGGCAGUUACUUGAGCGAGGCUUGGGGUAACGCAGCUUCACAAAACCCCGCCAAAGCUACCUUCAGAACUGGCAGCUUCCAAGGGACGCUGGAUCCUGCGCUGGAAUCUUUGGCUCUGCAGGAACGUCGCGCCCGCCGGGAGGCCCAAGCAGUGGCUGCAAACGAUGGCGACCCAGGUGGAUGGGGAGAGUCCCAAAGACAAAGGGGGCACCCCCCAAUCCGCAGCCGUGACCGCCGGCAUCAUCGUCAUCGGAGACGAGAUCUUAAAGGGAUUCACACAAGAUACCAAUUCUUUUUACAUGUGCCAGAAACUCCGCUCGCUGGGGGUGAAGGUGGCCAAGAUUUCUGUGGUGCCUGACCAGGUGGAGGCCAUAGCCACCGAGGUGAAGUCUUUUGCUGACAGGUUCACGUACGUUUUGACGUCAGGAGGCAUUGGCCCCACGCACGACGAUGUCACCUUUGAAGCGGUGGCAGAAGCCUUCGGGGAGAAAAUCCGACUGCAUCCGGAGAUGGUGGAGCUGGUUAAGAAAUUUUUCGGCCAGCAGUCCAAGCCCGAAAGCCCUAAGAUGAAGCUGGCUUGCGUCCCCGAAUCGUCUCUUCUCAAUUACGGGGUGGACGAGAAGACGGGACGUACCCUCCCGUACCCGCUCAUCAGCGUCCGGAAUGUCUACAUUUUCCCAGGGAUCCCCUCGUUAAUGAAACGGGCCCUGGACGGUCUCCAACAUCUAUUCCGCAACGAGAAGACCCAGUUUUACAUGCGGGAGAUCUACGUCAACGUGGACGAAACGCGGAUCGCGUCGGUGCUGAACGACACCAACGGCAAAUUCUGGCCUCGCACCAACCUGGGCUCGUACCCGGAUUGGGUCAGCAACUACCACCGAGUGAAGCUGAUCCUGGACUCGGAUUCGGAGGCUGACCUGGACGAGGCGCACGCUUUCCUGAUGGCGAACUUGCCCCGUGGGGUGGUGGUACCUUUGAUAGCGGAUCCGGUCUCCCGGGCCUCUACAGAUGUCUACGGUUUGGCUGAGUCUGGUUCUCCUCUUGGCCAGAAGGUGGCAGCGUCACUCAGGACCAUCGAAGAAGGCUUGGAGAGCUACAGUCUCUCCAAAAUCUGCAUUGGUUUUAACGGCGGGAAGGAUUGCACCGCCUUGUUGCACCUCUCUUACGCCGUCGUGCAAAGGUGCCUCGCUUUCGACCCCGCUUUGGCACAAAGUCGCACAGGGAUACGAAACCAGCCUCCCGUAGAGUCGCGCUUAAUUUUUUUUUUUAAAUUAAAAUUGUCUAAACACUUUAAAAAAGGGGAAUGCAUGUUUCUAGUCCUCAUUGUUGACUCCGAGGCCAAUUUUGCCUGCAAAGCUCCCAAGUUCAAUCUUUUGCUGGGGGGCUUAAUCCAGGAAUUUAAAAGUAUGGUCAAAGGUAGCCCUCGACUUACGGCCAUUCGUUUAAGGGACCAAAGAUAACAACGGCGCUGAAAAAUGAGACCGAUGGCCCUUUUUUCCCCACGCUUACGACCGUUGCAGUAUCCCCACGCGAACGAAAUUUAGA